This is a messenger RNA of Alligator sinensis (Chinese alligator), 1716 nucleotides long. RefSeq names its product G-protein coupled receptor 98. The record is from RefSeq and is a predicted model, not a curated record. Gene Ontology annotation, biological process: negative regulation of adenylate cyclase activity; G protein-coupled receptor signaling pathway; cell surface receptor signaling pathway. The transcript is spliced from 6 exons. Bases 785 to 1654 code for a protein of 289 amino acids. NCBI's taxonomy places the organism in Eukaryota, Metazoa, Chordata, Crocodylia, Alligatoridae. Gene Ontology annotation, molecular function: G protein-coupled receptor activity. Gene Ontology annotation, cellular component: membrane.
AGGGGCUGUCAGGAGUGAGGGGCACCAGCGGGGAGCAGGGAGCUGCAGGUCAGGAGUGAGGAGCACCAGCAGGGCUGUAGGGGGAAAGGAGCUAUGGGUCGGGAGUGAGGAGCACUAGCCAGCAUUGCUGGGAGUUGGGAAAGGGGCUGCAGACCAGGAGUGAGGGGCACCAGCAGGGCUGGGGGGGGCAGGGGGCAUAUCACUGCCCUCCCCCCACACAAUCAUAUACCUCUUCCCUCCCCUCCCAGGUGUCCUCUUUUUGAAAUUGGAAAUAUGGUAACCCUAAAUGAGGCAAGAGUGCCUUGGGGCUUCCCCUGCACUUGGAGCAGGGGGAAAACAGUUGAUGAGGAGCAGAUGAGGAAGCAAGUGGUGGGGGGCAGGCACUGGGUAAGCAUGGUGGGGUGGCUUAGGCUGCCUGCCACUGCUUUCCUCCCACCUGCCUCCCACUCAUGCUUUCCCCACUGCCUGCUUCUCUCCUUUGCUUUCCCUGCCAUCUGCACCAUCUCUGCUUUCCCCGCGCUUGCCCCUACCCUCCUGCUUCCCUCCCUACCCCUCUGUCCCUGCUUUCCCCACCAUCUCACCCACCUAGCUCCCCACCUUUGCUUUCCCCCUGCUUGUCUUUUGCCUCUGCUUUCCCUCGUGCCUGUCUCCCCCACUGCCCAUCCUCUUACCUCUGCUCCACACCCCCUAUCUGCUUCCUGAAGUGCUUGUUUCCCAGGUGCUGCUUUCCUGCUGGGGGGGGAGGUGCAAUAUAAGACAAUCCUACAAUAAUUAGAUUAUCAACAUGGAAAAUUUUAACGAACUUGUGAUUUUCUAUGUCGAAAAUCUAAUUAUUGGAGGAGUCAUAUUAAAUGGGGGAGUCAUCUCAAAUUUUCUUGGAUUCAGGUGCUUUAUUCCAAAUGUCUACGCUGCCCUCUUCACUGCUGCUUUGUUACCACUCAUGUGCCUGGUGGUGGUAUUUGUUGUAUUCAUUCAUGCCUACCAGGUAACUCCUCAGUGGAAAGCAUAUGAUGAUGUUUUCAGAGGAAGAACUAAUGCCGCAGAGAUCCCAUUGGUCUUGUACCUGUUUGCCCUAAUUUCCAUUACAUGGCUGUGGGGAGGACUGCACGUGGCUUACAGGCACCUCUGGAUGUUAGUCUUCUUUGUCAUCUUUAAUAGCCUGCAGGGUCUUUAUGUCUUUGUAGUAUAUUUUAUCCUACACAAUCAACUGUGUUGUCCUGUGAAAGCAAGUUACACUGUGGAUAUGAAUGGGCUCAGCACUCCAGGCUCACCCUUUUUUACCCACGGCAGUGGCAUGCCAGCACCAGGAGGAGAAAUCAGCAAAUCUACUCAGAAUCUCAUCGGUGCUAUGGAGGAGGUGUCAGCAGACUGGGAGAGGGCAUCCCUGCGGCCAGCCAGUCAAGCCAGCGCUGCCUUUAAGCAGAGUCCGCAGAAUGGUGCUGCUUUCCAUGCUACUGGGGGAUUUAGUAACGGCUCAUUGAUGACUGAUGAGGAGUCACAAGAGUUUGAUGACUUGAUAUUUGCUUUAAAGACUGGUGCAGGCCUCACUGUUGGUGAUACCGACUCCUGCCAUGGCAGCCAGGAUGGAGGCAGCAUGGCUAACUCCCAGAUUGUAGAACUUAGAAGAAUACCCAUAGCGGACACUCACCUCUAACUCCACUGUUUGGUUGUUUUGGUUUUUUUUAAUUCAAAUCUCCAUAUUUUUAUAUUUGUAUU